AUGUCAAGUUCAGAACGACUUCGGGAGAGUGAGGCUCCGCAAUCACAGGUCACUGUCAUAGCAGGAGGACAAGCUAUAGCCAACCAGAACGAUUACAUUGAUGGCUCCACUCAUAACGAGUUCUCCAGCGACUCGGCGGUGUAUCAAGCGGGGGUUAACGUCGUUGUCAUGAAUGUAGUCAGCCCAGAAGGAACCCCGACAGGGUCACCCUCUCAUACUCCUCCCGGAACGCCCCCAGCAGCAACGCCCGCAUCAUCUCGUCCCUCAAGUCCGUUUCCCCCAGGAAGUUCGACUGGGCGCCCGUCGCGACCGGCCAUUAACGUUCCGGUCUUCGAGUAUGGCUCUGACUAUCAUGAAGUCUCGCGCGAGCUAGAGGACGCUCUCAGUCAAGCCAUACGGUCGUUCCAGCGGAAUGGACUAAAGAGACUGACACCCUCGUAUCGGAAUCGGGAUGUGAACAUGCAAGGGCUGGACGUCGAUUCAGGAACGGCCAAUUCAUCCAUGGACGAAGACAUUACUGUUGAGCCGGAGACUGGCAGUCGAUCCAGAGGUCUGAGAAUGUUUCAGGGGAAAACCAGAGGUCGUUAG
Messenger RNA from Coprinopsis cinerea okayama7#130, 588 nucleotides. RefSeq lists its product as hypothetical. The transcript is spliced from 2 exons. The record is from RefSeq and is a predicted model, not a curated record. The coding region runs from base 1 to 588 and encodes 195 amino acids. Lineage: Eukaryota; Fungi; Basidiomycota; Agaricomycetes; Agaricales; Psathyrellaceae.